CUCUCACGCUCAUUCAAAGUUGAUUUUUCACGGCGUGUGGUUCUGUGCGUUUGUAACAUUUAGCGGUUCUCUAUCCUUUUUGUUCCAACAAAAGUUCACAUAGUUCUGCGCAAAUUACCAACAAAAGCAAGAAAAGGAGCAGCAGGCGACAACAACAAAUAAAAACAACAAUUGUAGCAACAGCUCCCCCACACAAAACUAAAUGGUUGUGGGUGUUGAGUUUGUGUGUGUGUAAGGAACCCUCUUGUAAACACACACAUAUGUGUAUUUUUUUCUGUGAGCCACAAAAGAUUUGAGUGCAUUUUUUGCCACUCGCCCCCACGCCAAUAAGAAGUGAGCGAAAAAGGAGACCACGAAACAACAACAACAAAGCAGGCUUCCAGCGCAUAAAAGCAGCGCUGUCGACGUCGACUGCAGUGGGCCAACGUUGUUGUUGUUGCAGUCGCGUCGUUUGUUGUUGUUCUUGUUGCAGCAUCAGAGCGUGAGAGGGAGAGCGAGCGAGACAGAUAGAAAGGGACAACAGGAGAGGCAGAAAAACACUUCGAACAAAAAGGACGCACCUGGUGCCAGAGUACAAAACCCAAACCGUCAUAUAAUCCUUGCUGUGCAUUCCAAGGGGAAAACGAGGGACGUAUUGUAGAGAGUGAGCUAUCGCCAAUAUGGAAGUGGAAUUGAAUAACAAACGCGCCACCAACGGCGGCGGCCGUCACUCCUCGGCGGAACCCGAUUCCAAGGAAAGUUCCGUGGAGCGGGAGCUGAACGGAGAGAUUCAGGCGGUGGAGUUGAACGGUGGUGGCGGUGAAGGUCACUCGAACGGGCAUAUCAAGAAGCCGCUGCCCGUGGAGGAUGGCAGGAUUAAGCGCAAGGCCAAGCGGCUCAUCCAAAGACAGAACAGUGGUUCGGGCGGCAGUCCCAAUCAAACCAAUGGCAAUGGAGCUGCUUCCGGCGGCACAGGUGCCGGUACAUCGCCACUGGCAGCCAACGGCAUCCUGCCCUCGCCCGGUGGCUAUGUGGUGCCCCAUCGACGCUGGAAGAAUAGCCGCCGAUCGAGGAACCUCAAUCGUGGCCGGGGACUACCAAAAAAGGGUGGAGCCGGUGGCAAGGGCGUCUGGGGAUUGCCCGGCUCCGAGGCUCUGGCCGAGGUCUAUGAGGAUGAAAAUGAUCCCAAUUAUGACAGCGAAUGCAACGAUCGGAAUGUGGAGCUGCGCGAGGUGAUCACGGAGAUCACACCCGAGGAGUUCUUCAAGCUGGCGGAGCCCAUUGUCCUGGAGUACUACGAGCACGGGGAUCCGCACGAGGUGGCCUUGAGCUUCGAUGAGAUACUGCAGGGUCCGUUGCGGGAGCAUAUAACCAGCAUUCUCGUGGAGAUCGCCAUGGAUCACAAGGACUCGCAGCGCGAGAUGACCUCGGUGCUGAUUUCCGAUUUGUACGGCAGAGUUAUAACCGGCAAGGAUAUUGAGAAGGGUUUCAACAUGCUGUUGGCCAAUCUGCCGGAUCUCAUCCUUGACACUCCAGAGGCGCCCAUUAUGUUGGGCAACUUUAUGGCCCGUGCCGUGGCCGAUGACUGCAUUCCGCCCAAGUUUGUGGCCAAGGCGGAGGAGGAGCUAAAGCAUCUGGAGCUCGGCGAACAUGCCGAACAGGCUCUGCGCCGUGCGGACUCGCUGAUCCAUAAGCAGGUGUGGGCCCAUUUGGACAAUGUGUGGGGCAUGGGCGGGCCAUUGCGUCCGGUGAAGACGAUCACCAAGCAGAUGGAGCUGCUGCUCAAGGAGUACAUAUCCUCCCGCGACGUGGCCGAGGCGCAGCGCUGUCUGCGUGCCCUCGAGGUGCCACACUACCACCACGAGCUCGUCUACGAGGCGAUCGUGAUGACACUGGAGUCCCUCAGCCAGACCACCGAGGAGUCUAUGUGCGAGCUGCUCAAGCAGCUAGAUCUCACCUGCCUGGUGCUGCCCGCGGGCAUGGAGCAGGGUUUCAUGCGCGUUUUCGAUGACAUGGCGGAUAUCGUUUUGGAUGUGCCCCUGGCCUAUAUAAUACUCGAUCGCUUUGUUGAACGCUGUAAUCGCGCCGGAUUUCUUACCGACAAGAUUAUAAACAAUGUGCCAUCUCGCGGACGCAAGCGUUUUGUUUCUGAGGGCGAUGGUGGUCAUGUGAAGCCGGCUACCUUGCCCAUACGCGAUUAAAUAGGUAUUACGGGGACCCUUUAUAUGCUUACAUAACGACUCGACCCCAAGGACACCUAGAAGCAACCGCAGAAUAAAAAGAAAAAAAAAAACACCAAAUUACAAAAAGGAAAAAUCCACAGGAAUAAGCAAACAAAAAAAUUGAUAAGGAAAGACGAAAUGGAGAAUUUGUCGCAAAUCUUGAUAUAAAAAAAGAACCUAUCCUUUAACCCUGAAACGGUCACACACACACAAAACAACAAACAAUCAAUCGGAAUUUGAUCUCCGUUUAAACUAUAUUCAUAAUUAUAAAAUCUACAUAAACACCUACAACGUAUAUCUUACCUACAUGUAACUAAAAACGUAAAGCGGAAGUAUAUUUUAAAGAUUUGUAAAAACGAAAUGAGUGAAAAGAUCACAAAAAAGAUAAUCCAGCCAGAGAAAUGCAGAAAUGAUAAUAUACAGCAGUUGUGGGUCUUCUUUCGGUUUGGAUCGAUCGCA
This is a messenger RNA of Drosophila gunungcola (fruit fly), 2660 nucleotides long. It is a transcript of the gene Pdcd4, whose product is annotated as programmed cell death protein 4. Gene Ontology annotation, biological process: negative regulation of DNA-templated transcription. The record is from RefSeq and is a predicted model, not a curated record. The transcript has 4 exons. Bases 660 to 2180 code for a protein of 506 amino acids. Lineage: Eukaryota; Metazoa; Arthropoda; Insecta; Diptera; Drosophilidae. Gene Ontology annotation, cellular component: cytosol; nucleus.